Messenger RNA from Gavia stellata (red-throated loon), 2846 nucleotides. It is a transcript of the gene MTHFD1L, whose product is annotated as methylenetetrahydrofolate dehydrogenase (NADP+ dependent) 1 like. Gene Ontology annotation, molecular function: formate-tetrahydrofolate ligase activity; ATP binding; methylenetetrahydrofolate dehydrogenase (NADP+) activity. Gene Ontology annotation, cellular component: mitochondrion; cytosol. Gene Ontology annotation, biological process: tetrahydrofolate interconversion. Lineage: Eukaryota; Metazoa; Chordata; Aves; Gaviiformes; Gaviidae. The transcript has 28 exons. The record is from RefSeq and is a predicted model, not a curated record. Bases 1 to 2802 code for a protein of 933 amino acids.
AUGAGGACGGCGGCGCUGCGGCGCUGCCUGGCUCCGGCGCUGCCCGCCGCGCUGCCGCCGAGCCGCCGGCUGUGCGGGCGGCAGCCGAGGGGCGGCGGAGCGGCGGCGGCGGCGCGCAAAAUCACGGAGAAUGCAAAGAAAUCCUUGGCCUCUCUUAAGAGAGAAAACCCUCGGCUUGAGCCAACGCUUGCCAUUAUUCAGGCACAUAAUGAUCAUUUGAUUCAAGAAAUAAACAAGAACUUUGCCAAAGAGGUUGGUCUACGUGUUAUUCACGUCUGUCUCCCUGAAGGCAGCAGCAAGGAUGAGAUUGUCAAUGAAAUCUUGAGACUUAAUGAGGAUCCUAAUGUGCAGGGCCUUGCCCUUGACCUCCCAGAAAGCUUAUAUAGCAGUAAGGUAUUAAAUGCUGUGAAACCAGAGAAGGAUGUGGAUGGAUUAUCCGAUGUAAACCUAGGACGCUUGGUACGUGGCGAUGCUUAUGACUGUCUAGUUCCUCCUACAGCGUGUGCUGUGAUGGAGCUUCUUGAAGAUUUAGGUGGAAAGACGGUGCUGCUGGUGGGAGCCGGCGGGGCGGUGGGCACCGCCUUGCAGUGCAUGCUGCAGAGGGAGGGAGCAGCGACCCUCAGCUGCCAGUGGAGAGCCCCUCAGCUGAAAACCCAGCUUCAUCAUGUGGAUGUGGUGGUUGUUGGCAGUGCAAAACCCAAUGAUGUUCCUGUGAGCUGGAUAAAGCCUGGAACCACCAUUAUCAGUUGUUCUCAUGACUUGCUGUCAGAGAAACGCAACUGUGGUCAGCAAAACAACCAUGCUGCUGAAAACGCUGUUGGUUCUCUUGCAAUAGCAAUGCGCAUGCAGAACAUGGUAAAAAACACGGAGCGUUGGAUCCAGUCCCGGCAGUACAGGAAGUGGGACCUCCGCUGCUUGAAACUGCAGCCCUUCUCCCCAGUGCCCAGUGAUAUUGAGAUUUCCCGAGCACAAAGUCCAAAAGCUGUUGAUGUACUUGCCAAGGAGAUAGGAUUGCUUACAGAUGAAAUUGAGAUCUAUGGCCAAACCAAAGCCAAAGUACGUUUGUCUCUGCUGGAAAGGUUAAAGGAUCAACCAGAUGGAAAAUAUGUUCUAGUUGCUGGAAUAACCCCUACACCUCUAGGAGAGGGGAAAAGCACAGUCACAAUUGGUCUCGUUCAGGCGCUUACUGCACACCUUAACAUUAAUUCCUUUGCUUGUCUGAGACAACCUUCCCAAGGACCUACUUUUGGAGUUAAAGGUGGAGCAGCUGGUGGUGGAUAUGCUCAAGUGAUUCCCAUGGAGGAGUUCAAUCUUCAUUUGACUGGAGAUAUUCAUGCUAUAACUGCUGCGAAUAAUUUGCUGGCUGCUGCUAUUGAUGCUAGGAUCUUACAUGAGAACACUCAGUCUGAUAAGGCUUUGUAUAAUAGACUGGUUCCAGUCGUUAAUGGUGUGAGAGGAUUUUCUGCUAUUCAGCUUGCCCGUCUGAGAAGGCUGGGAAUAAACAAGACUGAUCCUGGGACUUUAACAGACGAGGAGAUCAGCAAAUUUGUGCGCCUUGAUAUUGACCCGUCUACCAUAACAUGGCAAAGAGUGGUGGAUACAAAUGACAGAUUCCUACGCAAAAUAACGGUUGGGCAGGCAAAUACAGAGAAAGGAUUUGUCCGUCAGGCUCAGUUUGAUAUUGCUGUUGCAAGUGAAAUUAUGGCCAUCCUGGCACUUACCACCAGCCUGCAAGACAUGAAGGAGAGGCUGGGGAAAAUGGUGGUGGCUAAUGACAAGAAAGGAGAACCAGUAACAGCAGAGGAUUUGGGAGUAACAGGUGCUUUGGCAGUUUUGAUGAAAGAUGCAAUUAAGCCCACACUAAUGCAGACAUUAGAGGGAACACCAGUAUUUGUUCACGCUGGACCUUUUGCUAACAUUGCACAUGGAAAUUCUUCUGUUUUGGCAGAUAAAAUUGCCCUUAAAUUAGUUGGAGAGAAAGGAUUUGUAGUAACUGAAGCUGGCUUUGGUGCUGACAUUGGGAUGGAGAAAUUCUUCAACAUCAAAUGCAGAGCCUCUGGCUUGGUUCCUAGUGUGGUUGUACUUGUUGCUACAGUGAGGGCUUUGAAGAUGCAUGGAGGUGGGCCAAAUGUAACUGCUGGUGCCCCCUUGAAGAAAGAAUACACAGAAGAGAACCUCCAGCUGGUAGCUGAUGGCUGCUGUAAUCUACAGAAGCAGAUUCAAAUUACUCAGCUCUUUGGAGUUCCUGUUGUGGUUGCUCUAAACGUCUUCAGAACUGACUCUCCUGCUGAGGUUGAUCUGGUGUGUAAGAUUGCAAAGCAAUCUGGAGCAUUUGAUGCUGUACCCUGCAAUCACUGGUCGGCUGGUGGUAGAGGAGCAGUAAAAUUAGCUCAAGCUGUGGAAAAGGCAGCCAAUCAGAAAAACAGUUUCAAAUAUCUCUACAGCUUGGAGCUUCCUAUUGUUGAAAAAAUAAGGAUCAUUGCUCAGAAGGUGUAUGGAGCUCAGGAUAUAGAGUUGUCUCCUGCUGCGCAGUCACAAGUUGAUCGUUACACCCGGCAGGGAUUUGGAAAUCUUCCCAUUUGUAUGGCAAAAACUCACCUAUCCCUCUCCCAUCAGCCUGAGAGGAAGGGCGUUCCCACUGGUUUCAUUUUGCCGAUUACUGAUGUACGAGCCAGUAUUGGAGCUGGAUUCAUCUACCCUUUGGUAGGAACGAUGAGCACCAUGCCAGGACUGCCCACAAGGCCGUGCUUCUAUGACAUUGACCUCGACCCUGCCACAGAGCAAGUGAAAGGAUUGUUUUGAAAGUGAUGUCCAGAUUCAGAAGCCUGGAAAUUAAGAACUGCAAC